Durio zibethinus is the source of this 1576-nucleotide messenger RNA. Lineage: Eukaryota; Viridiplantae; Streptophyta; Magnoliopsida; Malvales; Malvaceae. The record is from RefSeq and is a predicted model, not a curated record.
CUUCAUUGGCAUCAGCUCAUCACUUCCGUGUUUUCAAGUUCGGACCAACCAGAAACCAAACAAAAAAUAUCCAGAUUCGACGUCAUUCUCUCAUUUUUUUUUCAAUUAUUUAUUAUAUUAUUCCAAAAAGAAACAACGAAAAUUACCAUUCAAAAAGCCAAUUCUGUCUCCUCUUCUCCUUUCUUUCCAAUUUCUCCUUUUUCUCAAAGCUCUGGAUACAAAUUCCCUUAUAUUCUCGAUUUUUAAUUAUUAGAUCGAACAGAAAAAAAGGAAAGAAAUUCUCGGAUCUUUGAUUUACCAGUAAAUGGCAUCUGAACAAUUGAUGUCCGGAGGUGGGCCCCGGUACUACCAGAUGCAAUCUGAGCCGUUACCCUCGAUGAUGUCAUCAUUCUUGUCGUUCGCUCCAGGUGUCGCCCCCGAGUCUACUCGGAUUUUUGACGACUUGCCUAAAGCCACCAUCGUCUCCGUCUCCAGACCCGACGCGGGCGAUAUCAGCCCCAUGCUCUUAUCUUACACCAUCGAAUUCCGAUACAAACAAUUUAAGUGGCGGUUAUUGAAGAAAGCUUCACAGGUUUUUUACUUACAUUUUGCUUUGAAGAAACGAUUGUUUAUUGAAGAAAUUCACGAGAAGCAAGAACAGGUUAAAGAAUGGCUUCAAAAUCUAGGAAUAGGAGACAACGCGCCUGUUGUGCAAGAUGAAGAUGAACCGGAUGAUGAUGUUGUUCCUUUACAUCAUGAUGAAAGUGCUAAAAACAGGGAUGUUCCGUCAAGUGCUGCUCUUCCAGUUAUAAGACCGGCUUUAGGAAGACAGUCUUCUAUGUCGGACAGAGCAAAGGUUGCAAUGCAAGAAUAUUUGAAUCACUUUCUUGGAAAUAUGGAUAUUGUUAACUCUCGAGAGGUUUGCAAGUUUUUGGAGGUUUCAAAGUUGUCAUUUUCACCAGAGUAUGGCCCUAAGCUGAAGGAAGAGUAUGUAAUGGUGAAGCAUCUACCAAAAAUUGCCAAGAAUGAUGACUCUGAUAGAUGCUGUGCAUGUCAUUGGUUCAAUUGCUGUAAUGACAACUGGCAAAAGGUAAUGUGAUCUCAUUUCUGAAAGCUCGGUUUAUAUUCAACUUAAAAUGCUUUUGUUUCAGAACAUAUAUUGCACACACACGUGGUGCAGCAAGUACUAGUUACCUCUCUUCUCUGUCUAAAUAUUCUUGGGUAGGAGGGAAACUGGCAUGUUACUUUGCGUCUUUUGUGCCUCAGCAAGCGAUAUCACUUGGUCAGCUGUGCUUAGUGAUGUAGAAUAUAUAUAGGAAUCUCCUACUGGUGCUUGAUGGGUGAGAUAGGUUUAAUUAAAAUAAGAUUAUAGGAUUUGGGAAGAGGGUUUUGAAGAUGGAGUAAUGGUUUUCAUAUAUUGAUUCUGAUGCUUGAGAAUGUUGACAUCAUUGUAUCUUACCUUUGCUAAAAGUUGUUCAGAUUUGUUGUACUUUAAUCUUGCCAUUUGGACAAUAACUCUCUGUUUGGACCAUAAAAUUACUCCUUUGCUAUCAUUUUGGGUAUUUUCACAUUUUAGCUUAUUUGAUUGACCCGUGUU